UGAUGAUUUUAUGCGGUUAUGGGUUGCUUUCGCUGGAGCUUUUGAACCAUUCGAUGGUUGUUUUAUACACCCACUCUGGUAGUCGGUCAAAACUGUCUGUCUGUCUUCUCUUUCUCUCUCUCUGCAGCCUGCAGAUUCCCACUGUCACAGAUUUGCCACUGAUUAGUUUCAGACCCUCCCAAUUUAAAAGGGUUAAAAAGUUGGUUAGCUUUGUCUUGUACCAUUUUGUCUCAACUUCAGAGACUGUUAUAAAGGGAGACAUUAAAGGGGCUUUGUGAGCGUACUCGUACUCGUUGCAGAUUUUAAAACAAAGGGGAGGUGUUGCAGAUGGAGGAGACAAUGAAGCGUUUGGAUGGAGCCGUGGAGUGGCUUAGACCCUUUGCUGAGACCAACUGUUGGGACUAUUGUGUUGUUUGGACAUUGGGAGAUGAUCCCUCCAGGUUUAUUGAAUGGAUGGGUUGCUGUUGUAGUGGUGCUGGUUGUGAGAAUGACAAUGUCAAAGAGCAAACUUUGUCUCCUCUUUGCAGGGAUACCCACUUUGAGCAUCCCAUGAGAACAAAGGCAUGUGAGGCUCUUGCUCGGCUUCCUUCUUCUAUGCCACUGUAUUCUGGGUUACAUGGAGAGGUUGUGAUAUCAGCGCAACCCAGGUGGAUUUGCCAUGCCAAUGCCUUCAAUUCAGAUACUUCAAAUGAUUCAAUUGGAACCCAAGUUCUGAUCCCAGUUGCUGGUGGGCUUAUUGAGCUCUUUGUCGCCAAGCAUAUACCAAUAGAUCAAAAGAUCAUAGAGUUAAUCACCGCUAAGUGUGAUGUGUCUUUGGACCAAGGAGCCAUGAGUGCCUGUAGCGAUACCAGUCUGACCCUCGAUGAAUAUCAUCUUGAUCAAUUGUCUGAGGAGUACUUUCAACAUUGGCCACUUACCCUGCACUUGUUAAGUUCCAAUCCUAGGAUACAGGUUCUGCCUCCAGUGACCCAGUCCAGCUCCUAUCCUAGUGCUGAAGGAUCAUCCAGCAGUUCCAAUCCUUCGAAUGACUGUCCAUCGUUUGAUUUAAAUUCUGAUUUUAUCAAUCUACAUGGCUCUGGGAAGCAGUCAAUUGGUAAAUUUUCUGGCUCUAAAAAUUACAAUCAUAACGAGAGUUCAUUGAAGCAACAGGCAGAUUUGGUUUCAAAUUGUGGCAAUGUGGUAGAAAAUGAUGAAGGAAAAGUUGUCCAGAAGCCAGGUAGAGAACGUUAUCAUUCCAAAAAUCUUGUCACCGAGCGGAAAAGGAGGAACAGGAUUAAAGAUGGGCUUUUCACUCUACGCGCUUUGGUCCCAAAGAUAACCAAGAUGGAUAGAGCUUCAAUUCCUGCAGAUGCAAUUGAAUAUAUACAAGAGUUGAAGAAGGAGGUGGAGCAACUUCAGGAUGAGCUCAGGGAAAUUGAAGAAGUGGACUGCAAGAUGAAUAAAGCAGAGUUGAAGUUCACAACAUCAGAUAGAAUCCACAACGGCAGCACCACAUGUUUGCCGCCUACUGAGCAGAACCGCGGCUCAUCUAGCUUUGUAGAACAGAAGCAAACAGAGGUGCAAGUGGAAGUGAACCAAAUGAGCCAAAGAGAAUUCUUGAUUAAAUUCUACUGUGAGCAGAAACAAGGUGGGUUUUCGAGGUUGAUGGAGGCUUUAAAUUCGUUAGGGCUUCAAGUAGCUGAUGCCAAUAUCACCACAUUCUGUGGCAUGGUCCUGAACAUUCUCAAGGUUGAGGCUAAGAAGGACAUUCAAACACAAAAAUUGAGGGACUCUUUGAUCGAGCUAGCAAAGUUUAGACUAUAACAUCAGACAGUUGACUGACAAAGUUUUUACACCUCCUCUAUCAAUAUAGCAUCACUUGAUACUGCAUGAUUGUUGACAUGUCCUGUAAACUUCAAAUUUAGUAUAAUAUAUCUUGGAAAAAAUGAAAGUAGAGAAGGCUGAAAUUUUAGCUUUCUUAUUUUGUAUUUUUUCUUCAUUUCGUUUAUGAUGCUCGAUCGGGGUUCAUCAAGUGGGUCUUAUCCGUAACUUUCUUACCUUUUGUUUCAUUUGUGAGAAA
Messenger RNA from Alnus glutinosa, 2059 nucleotides. RefSeq names its product transcription factor bHLH90. The transcript has 8 exons. Gene Ontology annotation, cellular component: nucleus. Bases 328 to 1803 code for a protein of 491 amino acids. Gene Ontology annotation, molecular function: protein dimerization activity; DNA-binding transcription factor activity; sequence-specific DNA binding. The record is from RefSeq and is a predicted model, not a curated record. NCBI's taxonomy places the organism in Eukaryota, Viridiplantae, Streptophyta, Magnoliopsida, Fagales, Betulaceae. Gene Ontology annotation, biological process: regulation of DNA-templated transcription.